AUGUCCGACGUCGCUCCCUUGAGGGGGAGUCAGCUGUAUGCUGAGGCGCUAGAAGCGCAAGAGGGUGACAGUAUAACCGUACGUCUCGCGACCGGUGUACGUGUCACCGUUCCUAAAGUUCCGUUGAACUUAGGUUUGAAGUUCUUAGACUUCAGUAGCGUUGAACGCUGUCUUGUCCUAGAUUUGGACUCGAGAUAUGAUCUAAUUCUCGGUAUGGCCUGGCCGAAACGCCAUGAGCCGUGGAUCGAUUGGAGAUCCAAAACUUUAGGCGCAACGCGCAAUGAUCCUAGCGAAGCUUUGGAGAGUAAUGAAUCCACCUUCGCUAGAAAACAAAAGUGCUAUUGGCGCGAGCCAUUAACUGAUUCAGUUAGUGUGCUGGACAUUGGAGUGUCUGAGUUGAUAAACUCCGAUGUCAACAAUAAUAGUGUCGAGCAGAGCUCAAUGACACUUAGUGGAACGGCACGUAUUCCGUUGAGUGAUACUCAAAGUAAUAUUGAGACACUGGAUGUCGGUAAUGACAUCGGCUCUCGUAUAGAGCAAGUGAAGGUCGAUGACCUUGUUAGUGAUAUUGGCUGUAAAUGCGAUUUACUGGAUGUCGGUAAUGACAUCGGCUCUCGUAUAGAGCAAGUGAAGGUCGAUGACCUUGUUAGUGAUAUUGGCUGUAAAUGCGAUUCACUGGAUGUCGAUAAUGACAUCGGCUCUCGUAUAGAGCAAGUGAAGGUCGAUGACCUUGUUAGUGAAGUCACUGGUACUAGUGACCCACUGUGUGUCGGUAAUGACAUCGGCCCUCGCAUAGGGCAGGUUAAGGUCAAGGAAUCUGUUGACCUUGGGGACGAUAACAUCCCAAGUACUUUGAAGAGUACGGUCUCGUCAAGGAGACGGCAGCGUCGUCAGAUGGCGGCUGCGAGACGCAAAGCGUCUGUUUUAUCGCAUAGUAAUGUCAAUGACCAGUUGUACACCCUGGUCAACGGAGUGACAGGUGAUGUAGAUGGUGAGGUUGACCUUGAGGCCCUCCCAUCAUUAAAUGCUCUUUUAGAGCUAGACGAAAUGUCUGUGGAUGAAUUUCAUCAGGCCUUGAAGGCAGGUGCUCUAUCCGAUAUGGUGGUCAUUCGACCUAACCUCGAGUUGAACUCAUCCUCGCUUGUCGAUGAGACAGUCCUUGAAGAUACCAAAGCGGCACUAAGUGCACGUAGUGGGGCAUUUAUUCUGAAAAACCCUUCAGAUCCCUACUAUCCUUUGGUAAAGGAAUUCCAGGACGUGGUGUGUCACGAUCCACCGUCGGUUCUACCACCUGAUAGGGGCGUACGUCAUGAAAUUGACUUGGUUCCCGGAACCAAAUACUGUGUAACACGGCAGUGGCCUUUACCCAAAGAACAGUGUGACGUCAUUGACGAGUUCUUUCGUGCAAAGCACGCGGCGGGCAUGGUGCGUGAGAGUAAAUCCCCGCACUCGACACCCACUUUCUGUGUUAAGAAACCAAAUGGUAAAUGGCGUAUUGUUCAUGCUUAUAAUAAGCUCAAUGCGGCCACUAUACCUGCACAGACACCGAUACCUAGAAAGGAUGUUCUUCAGAACAAUAUGGUCGGUUGUACCAUGUACAGUGCGCUCGACUUAGUCGAUGGUUAUUACCAAUUGCUCAUGCGAGCUAGUGAUAUUCCGCUUACUGCUGUUAGUACUCCGAGCGGUAUGCUCUGGGAGUGGUUAGUGAUGCCCCAGGGGCUAUCUAAUGCUCCGGCUACGUUUAACCGUUUGGUGACGCAAUUGUUUCGACCCCAUCGAAGUUAUGCACAGACGUAUUUUGAUGACAUUUUUGUCCAUAGCCGAGCUGAACAUGGGCGGUCAGAUAUUGAGAACCAUAUUGUUCAUUUACGAGCAGUGCUCGAGUGCAUGCGCACUAAUAAAUUAUAUGCUAAAGCAUCUAAGUGCAUCUUCGGGGCCGAAGAGAUUCCCUUUCUAGGGUGCUUCAUUGGGAAGCGGGGCCUACGAGCGGAUCCCGCCAAAGUCAAAGCCAUAGUCGAUUGGCCUGUUCCACAGUCUCAGAAGGACUUGCGUAAAUGGCUUGGCUUUGCCAAUUACUUACACAAGUAUAGCGAGAAUUACGCUGAUAUGGCUCGGCCGUUAUCCAAUCUCCUUAAAAAGGAUGUGGAAUGGUGUUGGCAUGCUCAACACGAAGAUGCUUUUCAAGCGGUGAAGGCGAGCCUUCUACAUGCUCCUAUUUUGGCUUUGCCAGACCCUGACCGACCGUUUAGCGUCGUCUGUGACGCAUCGGACUUUGCCAUUGGCAGUGCUCUGUUACAAUCAGAUGAUGAAGGCCGUGAGCGUGUAAUCGCUUUUAAAUCUCGCCAGCUGAAAGCUGCAGAAAAGAACUAUCCAGUUCAUGACAAAGAGCUACUUGCGAUGAAGUAUGCCCUGGUCAAAUUCAGAGUUCAUCUGCUGGGCUCAAAGCCUUUUGUGAUCUAUACCGAUCAUGCGUCGUUACGCACUGCGACUCAGUCUUCCCAUAUCUCGCAGAGAAUGGCCAGAUGGCUGUCAUUCUUUGCCGAAUAUAAUUUUGAGGUGAAAUAUAAGCCGGGCAAGCAAAAUGCUUUGGCUGAUGUGUUGUCACGCAGACCUGACUAUGAGCUUGCUCAUGUGACGAUGUUGUCGUCUUCUAUCACCGAUCUCAUUCGUACGGCGUAUGCUAAAGAUGAUAACUGUAUAGCGUUGCUACAUGCUCUUGGCAGUGAGGAAUUAAAGACUCGGACAUUAAAUUAUGUAGCGAAUCCUCCGCGUAUUGUAGUUCCUCAUGACGAGGACCUGAAGCAUCGUAUCCUCUAUGAGGUACAUGACACCGCCAUCGGUGGUCAUUUGGGUCGUGAAAAGACCUAUGGGGCAGUAUGCCAAAGUUAUUGGUGGCCCAAAUUAUACAAAUGGGUGAGUACAUAUGUGCGCACGUGUAAAACGUGUCAACGGGUGAAACCCUCGCCCCAUUCGGCAGCGCCGCUGGCUAGCUUGCCUAUUCCCACUGGGUGCUGGGAGUCCAUUAGUAUGGACUUUGUAUUUAGCCUACCGAAAGAUUCGCAUGGCAAUACAGGUAUUGUGGUCUUUGUUGACCGUUUGAGCAAGAUGGCUCACUUAGCGGCUGUGCCAGAUUCGAUCGAUGGUAUGGGUACAGCGGAGCUGUUUAUCGAUCGGGUGUUUCGCCAACAUGGCUUGCCAGUGGCAAUUGUUUCUGAUCGUGAUCCUCGUUUUACGAGUAAAUUUUGGAAGUCCGUCUUCCAGGUGCUGGGCACUCGUUUGGACAUGUCCACGGCGGAUCAUCCGCAGACCGAUGGUCAAACUGAACGCAUAAAUCGCGUUGUUGAAGAUAUCCUACGCAGCGUUUGUGCUGAAACGCCUAAGCGUUGGAGCGCUAUGCUCCCUGUAGUUGAGUUUGCUCUCAAUAACUCCGUGCACGCCUCCACCGGCUACACUCCGUUCUAUGUGAAUGGUCUUACACACCCACGCGUUCCGUUAACGCUACCACCGAGUGGUUCAGGGCUUGGUGGGGGAGAGGUUGCCGAUCGGCUUGCUGAUGUCAGCCCUAAUACUGUUAAGAAGCAGUCAAGAUAA
This is a messenger RNA of Peronospora farinosa, 3591 nucleotides long. The record is from the annotation of a GenBank genome assembly. Lineage: Eukaryota; Oomycota; Peronosporomycetes; Peronosporales; Peronosporaceae.